AGUUGCUCAGUCUCCUGAAAAAAGCUCGAGACGCAGUUGGAGUCGCCGCCGCCGCUUCGUUCACCUCUCCUUAUUCUUCUGCUUCUCUCGCCGCCGCUCCCAAGGUAGCUUCCGCCAUGGACGAAAUUCAAGCCCUCAAAACCAAGGUCUGCAUCAUCGGCAGCGGCCCGGCCGCGCACACGGCGGCGAUAUACGCCGCCCGCGCCGAGCUGAAGCCAAUUCUCUUCGAAGGUUGGAUGGCCAACGACAUCGCCCCCGGCGGCCAGCUCACCACCACCUCCGACGUCGAGAAUUUCCCGGGGUUUCCGGACGGGAUCCUCGGCAUGGAGCUCAUGGACCGCUGCCGGAGCCAGUCGGUCCGGUUCGGGACUCAGAUCUUCACCGAGACGGUUUCGAAAGUCGACUUCUCGACGACGCCGUUUAAGAUCUACACCGACGCGAAAACCGUCGAGGCCGACACCGUCGUCGUCGCCACCGGCGCGGUGGCGAAGCGGCUCGUGUUCCCUGGCUCCGGCGACGGCAAGGGAGGCUUCUGGAACCGCGGGAUUUCCGCCUGCGCCGUGUGCGACGGAGCUGCUCCGAUUUUCAGGAACAAACCCUUGGCGGUGAUCGGAGGCGGCGACUCGGCUAUGGAGGAGGCGACGUUUCUGACCAAGUACGGCUCGGAAGUGAACAUUAUCCACAGGAGGGACACUUUCAGAGCUUCGAAGAUUAUGCAGAACAGGGCUCUGAAUAACCCUAAGAUCAAAGUGCUGUGGAAUUCUGAGGUGGUGGAGGCUUACGGGGAUGGAGAGAAGGGUCCUCUUGCCGGGUUGAAGGUGAAGAAUGUUGUGACUGGAGAAGUGUCUGACUUGAAGGUUUCGGGGCUAUUCUUUGCCAUUGGUCACGAGCCUGCGACUAAGUUUUUGGAUGGGCAAUUGGAGCUUCAUCCUGAUGGUUAUGUUAAGACCAAGCCGGGCACGACGGAGACCAGUGUUCGUGGGGUUUUUGCUGCCGGAGAUGUGCAGGACAAGAAGUAUAGGCAGGCUGUUACUGCUGCCGGAACCGGGUGCAUGGCAGCUCUGGAAGCAGAACAUUACUUGCAAGAGAUCGGAUCCCAGGAGGGUAAGAGUGAUUGACUACCUAAGAUUGACAAAGGAUAUAGGAGCAGCUGUUCAAUUAGAAGCAAAGUUUAGUGAGUAUUAAGAUGAAGAAAAGCUCUCUGUGGAAAGACCUAUUAGAUAUCCGUCAUUCGGUUGCAAGAAAAAAGAUAGUAAAGAUCUGGGGAUUUUCCAGUCAUUCUUGUACCUUUAUCGCAUUUAGCUUUACAAUCCGAUUGUUGAACUCAUUCAUAAAUUUGCAGACAAUAAUCCAAUUGUUGAACUCCUUCAUAAAUUUGCAGACGACUAUCUCGGU
This is a messenger RNA of Fragaria vesca subsp. vesca, 1395 nucleotides long. Its product is annotated as thioredoxin reductase 2-like. The record is from RefSeq and is a predicted model, not a curated record. Bases 117 to 1118 code for a protein of 333 amino acids. NCBI's taxonomy places the organism in Eukaryota, Viridiplantae, Streptophyta, Magnoliopsida, Rosales, Rosaceae. Gene Ontology annotation, cellular component: cytoplasm. The transcript has 2 exons. Gene Ontology annotation, molecular function: thioredoxin-disulfide reductase (NADPH) activity. Gene Ontology annotation, biological process: removal of superoxide radicals.